This is a messenger RNA of Lagopus muta (rock ptarmigan), 1077 nucleotides long. It is a transcript of the gene TMEM59L, whose product is annotated as transmembrane protein 59 like. The coding region runs from base 84 to 1073 and encodes 329 amino acids. The record is from RefSeq and is a predicted model, not a curated record. NCBI's taxonomy places the organism in Eukaryota, Metazoa, Chordata, Aves, Galliformes, Phasianidae. The transcript is spliced from 8 exons.
CCGCCCGGCGCACGGCGCGUCACGACGAGGCCGAACGGCGGCGGUGGCAUCUCCGCUCCGCUCCGUUCCGUUCCGUCCCCGCCAUGGCGGCCCCGCGCCCCCCCGCGCUGCUCGCGCUCGGCCUCGCGCUCACCGCCGCCACCGUCACCGCCGCCGCCGGGGGAGAUCCGUUCUCGGCGCAGCUCGGGGACACCGGCCCCUGUCAGCGGCAGUGCGGCCGCAGCGUGCAGCCCCGGGCGGCGGACGCUGUGCUCAGCGCCUGUCACCGCGGCUGCCGGCUGUUCUCCAUCUGUCACUUCGUGGAUGCGAGCGCGGGGCUGAACAGCACCAGGGCUGAAUGUGAGGCAGCGUGUGCCGAGGCCUACGUUGGAGAGGAGGAGCAGUGGGGCUGCAGGACCGGGUGCCGCGAGCAGCUGCCCCACGUGCAGAGGAAGGAGCAGAGCGCAGAGGUGAAGGCGCCGUCGCUGUCGGUGCUGGAUUUGGUCUCCUCUUUCUGCACCGACAUCGUCAGCUCUGCCCACAGCUUCAUCUCCUCCACGUGGACCUUCUACCUGCAGGCGGAUGAUGGGAAAGUGGUGGUGUUCCAGUCGCAGCCCCACAUGGAGUUCCCGCUGCCUGAAGCUCAGAUGACCCAACCAGAGUGGCCUGAACCAGGGAACGAUGCCCACUCCCCCCAACCCCACACAGGCCCCCAGCAGAAGGAGGAAAAGUCCCCCCCCAAGAAGGAGCCGUGGGGCAAAGCCAAACCCAUGGACACCCCACAGCCAGAGCACGACUUCCUGGGCUGCAUGGCCAAGCGCUCAGGCCUCCCCCGCUGGAUCCUGGCCGCCUGCCUCUUCCUCUCCAUCGUGGUGAUGCUGUGGCUCAGCUGUGCCAGCCUGGUGACGGCCCCCGAGCAGCACGUCAGGACUCAGCCUCUGAGCAUCAAUGGAGACAGGGAAUGCCUGGAGGACCCGCGUGGCCCCACUGUGUUCCCACUGCCGCCCGUCAUCGCCGUCACUCUGUGCCCCACACACAGCGAGGAUGUGGGGCCGCUGCCACUCAAGGUCGACCUGGACAAGACCAUCCUGUAGUGCU